Molecule: messenger RNA, 2931 nt
Organism: Durio zibethinus
Lineage: Eukaryota; Viridiplantae; Streptophyta; Magnoliopsida; Malvales; Malvaceae
Product: protein LATERAL ROOT PRIMORDIUM 1-like
Biological process (GO): positive regulation of DNA-templated transcription
Cellular component (GO): nucleus
Molecular function (GO): DNA binding; DNA-binding transcription factor activity
Source: RefSeq, a predicted model, not a curated record
CGUUCCAUUCUGACAAAACCAAUCCAAACGCAGAGCAGAUCGGAUACAUUGAUUUAUUGAGGAGUGACAUGAAUGAGGACCUUCUUUUUUUCUUUUGGGAUAAAUUUUUUUUUGCCAAAUGGAACUCGAUGUUUGUUAACAAAUUAAUUUUGGGUAACUAAGGAGCGUGGACUACAUGCAACAAUACAAGAGGAGCUAAAGGAAUGGGUCCCAAACUCAUUUGUUUUGUAGAUGAAAGAGGAGUAGACGCGAGUGAAAGGAGAGGGAAGAUCACACACGCACAUUGUAGCAAAGCAAAACCAAAGGAAUUGUGUCAUGUGGUAUGAAUUUAAAAGAGGGCAUAAAAUUACAAAAACUAGAGAACAAAAAGUCUUUAUACCCUUUUUCUUUCUUCCACUCUUUCACAGUGAGUGUGAUUGUUGGGGAGAGAAAGCAGAGUGAGCGGUUGAGAACAACCCACCUCAGUUUUCGCUUUCUAUGAAGAAGGAAGCCAAAUUCAAAGAGUGUGAUAAAGGAAAGUCGAGAAGAAGGCGAUGAUGGAGAGAGAGAGAGAGGAGAGAGAGAGAGAGAAAGGGGUUGGAAGAGAAAGGUCGGCAACAAAUAACAACACAAGUAAGAUAGAGAUAUAGAAAGAGAAAAUAGAAGAAAAGAGGAAAAGGGUCGUUAUAGGCUUAUUCGAUGGAUACUAAUUAUAUUGUUUUGUUUGUUUUUCUUUCUUAUUACAACACUGCAGUAGCAGCACAAGUCCAGUAGCACCAGCUUGGCUCUAAAAUUUCCUUUGUUUUUCCACUCUUUAUUUUUUAAUGAUCUACCGACUUAACUGGAAGGUGCCUCAGUCAUCUCUCCCUCUCAAUACCCACAGACUCUUUUUUUCCCUAAUAAAAGCCAAAGUGCCAGUAUCAGCAGCAGCUACUAGUAAGCUAAUAGAAGAACACACUGUUUUCAGUAGCAGCAGAUUGCAGAAGGCAAAGGAGAACAACAACAAAAGAAAAACUACUGCCUGCUGCACCAAUUAGAAAGCCACCCAACAAACAAGAUCUUUCUUUCUUUCUCUUUCUAAAACCUUCCCUUUCUUUUUAUCUUCAUCUGCUACAAUUUCAGAGAAUUUGACCCCACCGUCCCCUUCUCUCUAACUCAUAUGACACCCACAUAGAAAUCUUCUUAGAUUGCUCCUUUCCCCACUUCUACAUCUUUUUUCCUUGUAUCUUUUUCAUUAAAAAAAAUUGGCUUUUACUCUUAUAAUUUAUUUAUGUUUUAUGUUUGUAAAGAUUGGGAUUUUUAACAAUCAAAGGAGACAUCUUUGUUAAUAUAUUUUUGUUGUUAUCAUUGUCAUUGUGGCUACCACAAGAAGGCAGCUGCCGUCAGACUCAGGAGCCUUCGCAGAGUGGGCGACGUCAUCGUCCACAGCAAUCCGAGCUGGCCCCGAUGACCUUUCUCUUGGCUUCAAUGCUAACGCCGCCGCGGCUGUUGCUGCUCCUGGGUCCACUAGCCCUCAAUGGCCACCCUCAGCUCGUCCAAUCAACUACGGAGUGUCCCACGAAAUGGGGAUGGUUGGUCUCCGGGAUUUCGUCGUUGUUGCUCCUGCUUCAUCUUUUAACCAUCACAACCACCAUCAUCACCACCAUGCUCAAGAUCCCAUCAUGGCAAAUGAUCAAAUCAACGGUCCAAAUGCAUCCACGACACUUGGUGUUGGCGUUGGCGUUGGUGUUAUCCCACUCCUUACAGCAGCUCCAUGUUUUCCUCCACAAAAUGUGGAAGAUUCUGAUCUCUUGAAUAAUAUUGGUCGUAACAAACACAGUGUUAUGCAGUUAUGGCAGAAUCAAAAUUCUUCUGAUUUUCUUAGAAAACCAUCUUCAGUCCCUGAGAACAAUAAUUCUUCUAUGAAUUUGAUACAAAGCAGUGGUGGCGGUGGGAUGGGACUUGGGAAUGGUGGUUCAGGUUCAAGCUCAGGGGCAACGUGUCAAGAUUGUGGAAACCAAGCUAAGAAAGAUUGUACCCAUAGGAGAUGUAGAACAUGUUGUAAAAGUCGGGGUUUUGAUUGCCCUACUCACGUGAAGAGCACGUGGGUACCUGCUACUAGGAGAAGAGAGCGUCAGCUCAUGGCGGCUGCAGCUACUACUGCUGGUGCCGGCUCAUCAGGGUCCACUUCUGGAGCCAAGAAACCAAGACUUAUAACUUCACAGACUACAACCGCUUCUCAUACAUCAACUUCAAAUACUACUCCUCCUAGAAGCUUUGACAAUAGCUCAAAUCACCAAGAUGCAGGUUUUAAAGAGACGUUGCCGGGGCAAGUACGUGCACCAGCGGUAUUCAAGUGUGUAAGAGUGACAGCAGUUGAGGAUGGGGAGGAUGAGUAUGCAUAUCAAGCAGUUGUUAAGAUUGGCGGACAUAUAUUCAAAGGGCUUCUUUAUGACCAAGGAGUUGAAGGAAGAGAUGGGUUCCCUAAUAUAUCUGAAUUGCAUUUAGGUGGUGGUGUUGGUGGAGGGAGUGGAAGAAAUGGGGGGUCAUCGUCUCCUGUGCUUGAUCCUUCUGAAGUUUAUGCAGCCACUGGAGGUGACUUGCUUGGUGGUGCAGGUUUUGGUAAUCCAAUAAACUGAGAUCAUCUUUUCGAGUUAAAAAUAGUGGAUUGAUGGACUCGUGGGAUGCAUUGUAGUCUAAUUCGUAUUUCUGCUGCCUACUAAUUAUUAAUAGGAUUUUGUUUCGAUCUUCUUCUUGUUGUGGGUUUGUAUCCUUAUUAACUCAUGUCUUUCUUUGAUUUCAACUGUCUUUGUCCUUUUUAUAUUUUUGUUAUGUCUAAUUGCCUUUGAAAUUGCACUCAGAUCAUCUUGUCAACGAAUCUACAUUUUCUUACAUUAUUAGGAUAUAUGUUGUACCGAAUUACAUAUCAUAGAAAAUAAAGGUAAGAACAAGAGAUCCUGCACUAGUAGACAA